GUUUGUUGUUCAAAUCGGUCUUUCUGGGAAACGCAGCUGUCUACAGCAACUUGCUCUGUGUUGGAUAUUUUGAAAACUGAAGAUUCUUCGCGGAUUAAAUUCGGAAUGGACAUAACCUUGAACUAAAUUUACCCAACUUUUUUACUUCGGAUAUAUUCAAUUUUUAAAAUGUUGGACAAACGUAGUGUUGAGCUGCGCUUGGAUCAGGAGGAUGUCAAAGGAAAAAAUGGUAAGAAUUUGGAGGUGCCAGUGCCAUAUGUUUUUCAUUUAAUGGCUUAUUAUGUGUCAUGAAUGUAUGGUUGACGUUUGACUGGAAUAUCAAGGUUGAUCAAGACAGGAGGUAUAGCCAGUACAGAUAUUUGCUUCCACAACAAGCAAGACACAUACCUAGUAAUGACACAAUUACUGCAGUGGACAUAAAGCUAGUUUCUUACAUAGCCUACCCUACAUUACAGCUUUGAUUAUGUUUUGAUGUAUGUUCUUUGACACCACAGGUAAAGAGUCCUUUGAGAAGCAUUACCAAUUAGGUGCGCUUCUUGGAAGCGGUGGAUUUGGGUCCGUCUUUGCUGGUCAACGCAUCUCAGAUGGUCUGCAGGUACUUACAGCAAAAUGUGAAGAGAACAUAGUCAAUUAAUGAUCAAUAACAAAAAUUCAAAACCUGUUUUUAGACAAACAACAAUGAAAAAAAAAAUGACAUAUGAACACUAAUAUUGUUUAUUUAUCCUUAGGUGGCAAUUAAACAAGUUUCAAGUGACAGAGUGCAGCAAUGGGCGCGAUUGGUAAGUUUACCCCCCCCCCCCCCCCCAUAAAAAAACAACAACAACUACGUUAUAUGAUUUAAGAUGUGCGUUUUUAUUUCUUGUUGGGGCUUCUGCCAAGUGUAUUUUGUUGUGGUUACCAUUCUUGUACACCUGACAGUCUGGUCAUGUGUGGAAAUAAAAAGCUGGUAUUUUGUGCCCUCUGCUGGGAAUCGGAAGAGAAACCACAUGUUGUGUUUUCAUAACCGUGACGUGGUUGUCAUUUUGUGGAAAUUACGUGGUAGGGUUUUUCCUCAAAUAAAAAAUAAUUUUGAGGAACUUAGUAGCAGUAUUUCCCCUGUCUGGACAAAACAAUUCUCAUGUGUUUUAGCAACUAGUAUAUUUAUGCUGACUGACUCAUAAUUAUACUAACCCUCCCUCUCUCUCUCUCUGCCAACAGCCAGAUGAACCCAACCUGGUACCCAUGGAGAUUGCCCUGCUCUUACAGCUGGGGGGUGGAGCAGGGGCAGGACCCUGGCACCAUGGGGUGAUCAAGAUGCUGGACUGGUUUGAGGUGCCAGGACAGGGAUUCCUCAUCGUGUUCGAAAGACCACAACCCAGUCAGGACCUCUUUGACUUCAUCACAGAGCAGGGAGCCCUGGAUGAGCCACUUGCACAAAGGUAUAUGACUGUUUCAAGUCAGUAGACCUAUUUCACUCACAGGUUAAACAUCCCCACUCUGUUUCCAUGUGUGGGAGGCUGCUGGGUUUUCUGUGCUCAUUAAUGUGAUCUUAUAUGAUAUUCUAACCAGGGCUUGUUUUUCCAGGUUCAUGCUCCAGAUAGUGGAAGCGCUGCGGUUCUGUCAAGCACAAGGGAUCGUGCAUAGAGAUGUGAAGGAUGAGAACAUUUUAGUCGACACUCGGACAGGAGAUGUUAAGAUCAUUGACUUCGGCUCUGGUGCUCUGCUCAAAGACACUGCUUACACAGAAUUUGAGGGUAAGUGAAAAACAUUACUUAUUAUAUCCAUAUGUACCCCUCUAAACUUAUUUUAGAAGAAUUGAUGCCUCUUAUUUUGUUUGUAAUGUAAUCGUCCCUUUCUCUCACUAGGCACCAGAGUGUACAGUCCUCCUGAGUGGAUCCAACAUCAGCACUACCAUGCCCGGUCCCUGACUGUCUGGUCAUUGGGAGUGCUUCUCUUCGACAUGGUUUGUGGGGACAUCCCCUUCGAGAGGGACAGAGACAUUGUGCAGGCCUCGCCAAGUUUCACCAAACGCAUUUCAAAAGGUACAUUUCUACAUAGACCUAUUCUUACUAUCUGACAACAUUUCUAGGGCAAUGACAGAACAAAUUCUGGAUUUCAUUUCUAAUUGCAAUUCAUCAUGACUGAAAAUCCUCUUCUUCUUUUUCCCCCCAGAGUGCCAGUCUUUGGUUCGUUGGUGCCUUGCCUACAGACCAGAGGAUCGGCCAAGCUUAGAAGAGAUUUUACUCCAUCCCUGGAUGGAGUCAUCUAACGACAGUGGAGACUUGCAUGGGGAUCACAACUCUUUGCCAAGCCAGUCAAGCCUAUGAUUCCUGGAUACUAUUGGGUGGUUAAAGAAACUUCAGAUGCCUUUUUAGAUCACACUUAUCUUAUUAUCACUGUGCUUAACUUAUCAAGUCCCCCUAUGGAAAGGUAUUUAUUUAUCAUUUUGCGGUGUUGCUAUACUAUUUUAUUUUAAUUUGACAAGUGUUAUAGAAAUAUACUGCACUAACGUACUACCUUAGUACAAAGAAAUGUAUCACACACUUAUCUUGAGCCAAGGCAAACUAUAUCUAAAUUAUCUUCAUACGUGCUACAAAAAGGCACAUUCCAUAGUAAUAUAGACUAUAUUGGGAAGAGAUAUGUAUGCUUUAUUUUUUAUCAUUUAUGGGUAUUUAUUUCAAUUACUAUUUAUUUAUCUUAAGGGUUGGACUUUCUGUUUACAUCAGUUAUACUGGAGGCAUGUCGAAGUUUCUGAUACCAUUUGAUUCUAUUAUUUCAUGUGAUUUGGUUGAGAUCACAUACUUUUCCAUGUGAAGACCUGGUUUUACAGGUUAUUUAAGUUACCUCGUUUCAAGAGGAAUAAAGGACUACAAAACAACAGUAAUCCGGAGCACUAUGCAUAUCUUCAAUUUUCCAUGGAUUUUGUCCUGAGGGUUAGGGAGUGGCACAGGCAAGGCAACAUCUCUAUGGACGCUCAAGUCAGGCUCAUAUGCCUCAUACAAUGGACUUAUUCACUGGAGCUGAGUAGUCUUGGGAAUUGGACAUUGACAAUGUUUUCUCUUCAAAAUAAUAUUUGCAUAUUCUUUUGGAACAUUAACACAUUUAGAAUGUCAAAUAGUAUCCAGGAUGUAAUACUAUCCUUCAGGAUUCACCUUUAGAAUGUCUGUGUAAUUUUUUGUGACGGGCAGGCCUCCAAGAGUUUUGUCAACACCACAGCAAUGAGACAUCCUAGAAUGUGUCCAAACCAGAAACUAAACUGGAUGAUCUUUCACAUACUUUAUCUUGGAGGGAAGUUAAAAUCUGUAAUUCCAUUUUCCUUCCUAGGACUUAUGUUCUUGUUUUUUGUGGAGUUUGAAGGUUUACCUGAAGUAACUGCCUCAGUGUUUUUAAUCAGUGGCUGUUGUUCAAGACAGUAGACAACAUUCAAACUGGGUGAUUUACUUUUGUAUUAUUUAUUUACUUUGGUUUUAUUGGUGCAAGUGGGACCCACAUGACCAAUUGUAUGUAUAUAUGUUGUUCUUUAAAUGUUGAUGAGACUUCAUCGUGUGCCUUAAUCUAAAUCCUACCUUAAUGGUGGGACUGUAACGACAAACAUUUUCUAAUUCCAAAAACAUGAAUGACUCAAUUUACCCAAUGGAAGAGUUAACACAACAUUGAAAUCUUGUCAUGAAAAUGGGAUAAAAGAGCAUCAUUCCACUUCAUUGUUUAAAACUAUAAUUGUCAUAAUCAUAGUCAAUGAGCUGAGGUAGCAUAGUUAUAUUUGUUGUAAAUACUUGUGUAUUGUUGUUUUAUACACUGCCAGUUGUCACAAAUCUCUUUACAUGAAAUGAGAAUUUCAGGAGACACAUUCCAUCAAAUUCUUGAUUCUAACGUGUACAUAAAGGCUGUCAAUGUU
Messenger RNA from Coregonus sp. 'balchen', 3874 nucleotides. The record is from the annotation of a GenBank genome assembly. NCBI's taxonomy places the organism in Eukaryota, Metazoa, Chordata, Actinopteri, Salmoniformes, Salmonidae.